Sabethes cyaneus is the source of this 4220-nucleotide messenger RNA. RefSeq names its product ankyrin repeat and LEM domain-containing protein 2 homolog (gene Ankle2). Bases 355 to 3798 code for a protein of 1147 amino acids. The transcript is spliced from 8 exons. The record is from RefSeq and is a predicted model, not a curated record. Gene Ontology annotation, molecular function: protein phosphatase 2A binding. Gene Ontology annotation, biological process: negative regulation of phosphorylation. Gene Ontology annotation, cellular component: endoplasmic reticulum. Lineage: Eukaryota; Metazoa; Arthropoda; Insecta; Diptera; Culicidae.
UUUUAUUGUUGAGUGUGUCUUUCUUCUCGCAUCGUAUCGCAACGCAAAUUCGCAAAACGUCGGUUCGUUUCGUCGAACGAAAGAUCUAUCGGAAUCAAAAUAGUGCAAAAAUAAAGAAUUUAGAUAAGUGUUACUAAAUACGUUCAGUACUCUUCAUUUGAGUGGAACGGUAUAUCGGUGGUAUCGGUUGCUCUGUGCUGGAGCACCCAACAACCAAACGGAAGAACGGUCGGUUUCGGUCGGCUCACUUGUGUGUUUUUUUUUCGCGUAGCUUGCUACGAUUCCAUUGGACCAGGAUUUUUAAAACGGAAAAAUUUUCGACUGACUAGAUGAGACGGAGGUAACAGGGCUAAAAUGGAGUACUACGCAAUUUAUCUGCCAUACAAGGAACCCGAAUUGUCGAUAAAAAGCUUCUACAAUGAUAAGGAGGAAGCGUUGAAGGUGCUCAAAUCACACAAGGAAGCCCGACUGAAGGCUUUCCGAACGAGUGAAGAGGCGGUCUAUUUUUAUCUGAAUGGCCCUUCCGAUCCGCCUGCGGCGGCCACUCCUAAAUCACCGUCUAGCACACCGUCGAAGUUAAAACUAGAAAAGACUCCCUUCAAGGCACCGAAAAGUCAGGAGUUGGUUGCCUUUCGAAAGUUGAUUGAGAAGAACGAGCUUGAGCAGGCGCGCAGCACGAUGCAGCAGAAUCCUCGCUACCUGGUCAGCUCGGGCGAUAUGCCAACGAUCCUAAAGGAGGGCCCACGCUACAAUGCGCUGCACGUGGCGGCCAUGGAAGGGCACGGUGAGAUGUGCAAGCUGAUUCUGCGAACCAUCGAGAAUCCCGGCUUUAUUGAGUUCCUGCACGGUCAGCGGAAUCCUUCGACCGACGAGGUCAGCGCAAUCCUGCUGGAUCUGUACCUUAACAUGCCGGACAAGAGCCGCAGUGAAACGCCGCUGCAUUUUGCAGCUAAGUUCGGUUCGGUCAGUGCCGUCGAGGUGCUCAUUUCCUAUCCGCAGUGUAAAAUGACGCGCAACUCGGACGGGCACCUGCCGAGGGAUAUUAUUUGCAACCGUGCCAAGAGUAAGAAUGACAGUCCGGAAAUUCGGAAGGCGAUUGCAAAUCUGCUGCAGGAACGGUUUUUUGUGCCAGUGAUUCGUGCCGUUGAUAACAGUACACCUCCGGUCGUCGGCGAACCAUUUACGUUGGCCAACCUUCCGAAUCUGGAAGCAAAGGAUAAGUUUAGUCCCAAGCUGGAAAUCAAGGCGUUCGCCGGACCGAUGGACAAGGAAAAGGCACAGGUGUUCUGCAAACGCUGGAAGACCCCGCCGAGGUUAAUCCCCUCGCCACGGUUUAUUUCACCGGUGAAAGCGUGGAGUUCCAGUAAGAUUCCGAUCCCGAUCGGAGGGGAGGGACCGUUAAGCCCGGUGUCUUCGACACCGAUUGGCAACAAACGGCUCGGUGGACGGCGGUCGCUGUUUCCCAACCGGUCGUUCGAGCUGGCGCUCGAGCGGGAAGAACAGGAGAAUCACAACGGGAUUAAUAAUAAUUUCGAAAUAGAAGUGGUCAAGGAGGAUGUUGAUUUGGAAGCGCAGGAGGAGAAGCGACUACAGGACGAAAGGAAUGGAAACAAUUUGGUGGCGGUGAAACCGAUUCGGAUGACCGGAGGGAACUUUGGAGGGAUGCGGAUGAGUCCGAUAAAGAAGAAAGCCGGUGGCUUUCUGUUCCAAAAGUAUCGUGAACAGUUGCAAAAUUCCUUUGCCACCAUUUACGACGACGAUGACGAUGGCGUUGAUGGCGGAAAUGACACCAAAGAGGGAUUUGCCGAGUUGGAUGCGCCAGAAAAGCCGUCCGGGAAUAAUGGUGAUUCGAAUUUUAGCUAUUUUUGUGAUGAAAGCCAUUCCUUCUACGAAGGGACCAACAUCACCGAGUCACCUUCGUUCAAAGAACGAAAACUGCGCGUGACCGACACGGAAAAAGGUCUCGAAAUCAUUGGCCGCACUUUGGCUGAAGAUCAUGCCGUCGGAUGGAAUGAGUAUUGGAAGUUUUUGGAGACGUUUGUCGAUCUCAAAAGCAUGGAUGGCCUGCGAAUGUUUGAGGAAUACCUACAGAAGCGUCGAAACGACGCUUCCGAGUCCCCAUCGGUGGAGGAAAAACGGCCUCGACCAAAACAGUUGGAUGUUCUUUCGACCGUGAAUAAUAACAAAGCCAACGACAGCGUUGGUUCCAUAUGUAACGCUCUGGAGCGCAUGUGCUUGAAGGAGGGACUCCGAACGUCGUCCCCUCAAGUACCAUCGGCCACACUACACCAUCGUACUUCUGCACCGAUCGAACCGACUCCCGUUCACUCAAACAUCACCAAUCCGUACCUCUGUUUGCACAAUUCAUUGCAAGUUUUUGCCAAAAGAUUCGUCAAGAAUCUGGACGAAAGCAGCACAACGACGAUGAUGAUGGAUUUCGCCACCUUCUUCCAGCAAGCGGUGGUCGACUCCGUUCGAAAGUUGAAUACCCUCAUCGACAACUACCGGAAGGAUGCAGCGUUUUGUUCAAUCGAUUUCAGCAAAGUACACUCCCGCUAUGCUCAACUGGUAAUCAUCAACAUUGAACAGCAGUCGGAGACUGCACAAAGUGUGAUACACCGCCUCAAGGUUCUCCUGGACAAAAGCCGCGAAGUAAACUCGGCUGGAAAGCAUCGGGAUCUGCAGGACAGCCUGGUCUGUCUGCAAGGCUAUCUCGAUUUUUACAUUUACAAAAAACCGGAACUGAUGCAAGACUGCCACCGGCUGGAGGAACCGCAAACGGAAGCAAGCUGCUGCCAAACUUGGACCGCAAACCCGCUGGUUCGCAGCUGCCACUGUCGGAUCGACGGAGCGUACGCCAAGAAGGGCAGCAUGGAACGACUGAACAAGCGCCGCGAGCAGCGGAGGAAAAAUGCUGCCGUAGAAAGUCUCGCCAACCGACCGCCGCCGUCGGCGGCCGUCCUCGUUUCUAGUCCAUUGUCCUCGUCAGCAGGCUCGAACUUUGCCGCUUACAGGAAUCCCGUCAUUCUGAUUGCGGAUCAUUCGGGAGAUGAGGAGGACGAGGAGUACUUUAGCUGCAGUGACUCCGAGCUGGACACGGAUUCGGACGGGGAUGAUCCCAACGUGAGCUACGAAACGCCUCCCUCUAGUCCGUCGUUCUUCUCCCAGCUUGAGGAUACGCUGGACCUUAGUGCGCAUUCCGCCGACGAUGGUGCGGCCAGUAACGGCAACAGUGACAAGGAGGAUCAAUUCCUAGACAGCAACGGUGAUAUCAGUGAACCCGAAGAAGAAAUCGAAGAUCAGCCUUACACAAACUUCAUCGAAGGAGAGCAAGCCAGCAAACAGGAUGUCGACGUACUACAGGUGAUCGAAAAGCGACCGAUCGACCAGGAACAGUUUCCCUGCGUUUACGAGUGGCGAAGGGCGAUGCUGAAACUGCCGGUCGAACUACGUCAGAGUUUAUCAACCAAACCGAACCGGCUGCGUUGGCGUGCGGCAAGCAACACGUCCUCGCAAGGAGGACUGGACUAUAGUCCCCUCGCCGCAGGCGAUUUGAGCAGCGUAUCGAUAACGGCGGCGGAUGACGCGCUGGUCGGUGGUGGUUUCUCCGCUUCUCCACCGACCACACCGGUUAGUGCGAGAAAAAUGCUUCGCUUCGGGCCGCGGGCGAGUUCGCUGGCGGCUGCGGCGAACGGCAGCAACGACAGUCUCAGCUCGCUGGACGGUCGUAUCCGUUUGAUGAAUAUCUCCGACUACAACAGCACGGUUCAGCGUGUGGCACCGGCACCGAUUUCGUAGUUUUAACUCUGUUAUUCUUUCCGUUGUUUGAUAAUCAUCUAUUUUAAUGUUUCGGGGAUAUUUUCGUCUUUUACUCUUCUAAUAGGCAAGGCGUCACACAAUUUUUAAGCUAGUGACAAUUAACAAAUUAGCCAAGCCGUUCUGAUUAGCAAGUUUUUGCCUGCCAAACAAACUGUUCCAACAAUUAAACUAGCAAAUGUAAAUCAUGCGUUGAAUACUACUGGUGGAUACGAGUCUCCACCGGAGACUCACCACCAGAGAGACUCGUGUGCGGGACUCGAUUCGAUUCGAUUCGAUAGGUUAUCAUUGCACUACUCAGAAAUAAGUCACAGGGACGUUGCCCUUAUUCUUUUAUUACAUUUUUAUAUCAAAUCUUAAAAUAGGCUAUUAUUGCAGGGCUAAAUAAAACUGUCGCGUAUGAU